AUGCAAAUUACGUAUCAAAAAUCCAAGAAAAUUUUAUACAAAUGGACUACUGUUUUCAUCUUCGUCGCAAUAAACCUACAAAUCGAAGCCAACACAAAAUGUUCCAGUAAUUCUCCGCCAAUAGUCCCGAAAUACCACCUCAUGGAGAAAUGUUACAAAUCCAAGCUCGGUAUAACAGCCAAGGCGAAGUAUACAUCUUUGAUCAGCUGUUUAAGGUUAGCAAUUGAGAAGAAGGCUCUGUCUUUGAACUUUAGUCCCCCAGAAGCUGUAAAGAUGAUGAAGGAACCUUUGGAGUAUACUUGCGAGGUGCUGAAAUGUGCUGAAGCUGAUGGAGGCCUCUCGUUGAUAAAUGACACUAGAUUUGAUUAUUACAGUCUCUAUGCUAAGCCAUUACCAAAUUUGAACUCAACCUGCGUUCCGGCAACCGGCAUGUUUUUCCUUAUCUCCCAGAAGUACAACUACACAGAUGGACAGCAGCAAUGUCGGAACAUCAGCGGUGUCCUCGCUGACGUCACAAGCGAACAGAGAACCGAUGCGCUGGCGCAACUGCUGGCCGGAGCCAGUGUGGACGCGGCGCUGGUGGGGAUGAGGAGGAAGAAUGAGAGCGUUUUCUAUGGAGUAAACGGGAACUCUUUAGAAUGCACGUCAUACCGCGCUUGGUCACCUGGCCAUCCUCGAAGGUAUUUCAACAAGUUCGACUGUGUUGUCCUCACCCGGCAGAAGACCUGGAAGUCAACUUCUUGCAACAAAACAUAUCCGGUUUUGUGUGAACUGCUCCCCGGAGGACCUUAUAAAAGGAGGUCGAUUUUCCUUUCCAAAAAUAUGACUAAAGUUGCAGAUCCUGAAACAGAUCAUACUGUUAAAAAUUGA
This is a messenger RNA of Amyelois transitella, 870 nucleotides long. RefSeq lists its product as uncharacterized. NCBI's taxonomy places the organism in Eukaryota, Metazoa, Arthropoda, Insecta, Lepidoptera, Pyralidae. The record is from RefSeq and is a predicted model, not a curated record. The coding region runs from base 1 to 870 and encodes 289 amino acids. The transcript is spliced from 4 exons.